Salarias fasciatus (jewelled blenny) is the source of this 3866-nucleotide messenger RNA. RefSeq names its product peptidase, mitochondrial processing subunit alpha (gene pmpca). Gene Ontology annotation, cellular component: mitochondrion. NCBI's taxonomy places the organism in Eukaryota, Metazoa, Chordata, Actinopteri, Blenniiformes, Blenniidae. Gene Ontology annotation, molecular function: metalloendopeptidase activity; metal ion binding. The transcript has 13 exons. The record is from RefSeq and is a predicted model, not a curated record. Bases 18 to 1571 code for a protein of 517 amino acids.
GUCACAGACGGUCCAAGAUGGCGACUCACAUGUCGAAGUGCAGGAGCCUCAGUCGGGUUCAAAGGUUUGGGAUCGCAGCAUACAGGAAGUACAGCAGUGGUGGUGGCUACCCAAAUAUCUCCCUGUCCACGCCUCUGCCAGGGAUCCCCAAACCGGUGUUUGCCUCCGUGGAUGGUCAAGAAAAAUAUGAGACCAAGAUAACAACUCUAGAGAACGGCCUCAAGGUUGCCUCUCAGAACAAGUUUGGUCAAUUCUGCACAGUUGGAAUUUUAGUGAAUUCAGGCUCCAGACAUGAAACAAAGUAUCCAAGCGGAAUAGCACAUUUUUUAGAGAAACUCUCAUUUUCUUCCACAGCACAGUACGGGAGUAAAGAUGAAAUUCUGCUCACGUUGGAAAAACACGGAGGCAUCUGUGACUGCCAGACUUCAAGAGACACCACCAUGUAUGCGGUGUCCGCUGAAGUGAAGGGUCUGGACACUGUGGUCAGUCUUCUCUCGGAUGCUGUAUUGCAGCCUCGCUUGCUGGAUGAAGAGAUCGAGAUGACCAGAAUGGCUGUGCGCUUUGAACUUGAAGAUCUAAACAUGAGGCCGGAUCCUGAACCGUUACUUACCGAGAUGAUCCAUGCUGCCGCAUAUCGAGGAAACACGGUGGGGCUGCCACGCUUCUGUCCUGCAGACAACGUGGACAAGAUCGACAAGAACGUGCUUCACAGCUACCUGCGCAACUACUACAGUCCGGAGCGCAUGGUGCUGGCCGGGGUGGGCAUCGAGCACGAGCAGCUGGUGGAGUGUGCCAGGAAGUACCUGCUGCACGUGAAGCCGGUGUGGGGAGCGAGCUCAGCGACCAGCGUGGAUCUCUCUGUGGCUCAGUACACUGGAGGCAUCAUCAAGAUGGAGAAGGAUAUGUCUGACGUGAGCCUCGGCCCCACCCCGAUCCCCGAGCUCACCCACAUCAUGAUCGGCCUGGAGAGCUGCUCCUUCCUGGAGGAAGACUUCAUCCCAUUCGCAGUCCUCAACAUGAUGAUGGGCGGAGGCGGCUCGUUCUCUGCAGGGGGGCCGGGGAAAGGCAUGUUCACCCGCCUGUACCUGAACGUCCUCAACAGGCAUCACUGGAUGUACAACGCCACCUCGUACCAUCACAGCUACGAGGACAGCGGGCUGCUGUGCAUCCACGCCAGCGCAGACCCCAGACAGGUGCGGGAAAUGGUGGAAAUAAUCACCAGAGAGUUUAUUCAGAUGGCUGGCAAUGCAGGAGAGAUGGAGCUGGAACGAGCCAAGACUCAGCUGAAGUCCAUGCUGAUGAUGAACCUGGAGUCCCGGCCGGUUAUUUUUGAAGACGUCGGUCGCCAGGUUCUCUCCACAGGAAAGAGAAAGCUGCCACAUGAGCUGUGUGACCUUAUAAGCAACGUGACGGCCGGGGACAUCAAGAGAGUGACCACCAAGAUGCUGCGCAGCAAGCCGGCGGUGGCGGCCCUCGGCGACCUGACGGAGCUGCCGUCCUACGAGCACAUCCAGGCCGCCCUGUCCAGCAAGGAUGGACGUCUGCCCCGCAUGUACCGCCUCUUCCGAUAAGCUCGCCCCCAAAGAAACGUGACUCUUUUACGCUAGCGUUCCCUCCCCACACAGAAGAGGCCCCCCCCACUUCCAUGGGAGGGGACUAAGACCUGGGCUCUGACCCCAGUCCUCCUGAUAGAGGAGAUUCACAAGCAAAGUCACAUCGUAGUCUGCAGAACACCUGGAGAGUCAGUAUUUAUUGUUAAUGAGCAGAAGCCAUGAUGGAGUCUGGAUUUAAAGUGACAGUUCACCUCAAUACAGAAAUUACUGUUCCCUCCAAACCUGUUUUCAUGUUCCAUAAGAUCCUAACAAAGUCUUCACUGUUACUCUCCAUCCUUCGUGUUCCUCCUAACAGCAAAAUGAACCCGUAAAAUAUCUGAAUAUUGAUGCAAUAGUGGAUCGUAAUGGCACAGAAGAAUCCAGUGCAACAGUUCAUAGAGUAAUUAUAAGAAGCCCUUUGGUAAUGAUCUGUUACCAACUUUGUGGUUCGACUGAGAUUCUGCUGUCUUCAAUGUGAAGGCCUCAGGCUGAAGAUAAGCAGAGUUAUGAGGGUCAAUUAAAGUUGGGUAUUUUGGCGGAUUGUGAGAUUGAUCCAGUUCAUAAUUGAGUUUCAGUUGUAACUUUUACUCUUUAAAUGAAAGCGAGCACUGCCAUGUUGUACCCAUACACCUGCGUGAUGCAGUAAGAAGAGACUAAUUCACUAGAUUAUUUUUUGUUUUUCUUUGUUUUCCACUUGCUUUCAGGAAGCAAAUUCUAAUCUGUUCUGUAGACUGCCACUAAAGGGUAAUCGCACGGGUCUUUAUACAGUUGAUCAGCUUGUUGAGUGAACACAAUGUUGCGUGAACACUGGAUACAGGAUAAACAGCGUUUGUACUGAAAAACAAGUUUUGAAUGAAAGCAGAAUCUCCGCUACAAGCAGUAUCAGUCUUCUCAUCUCACUCUCUGCCAGAAUAGCAAUCACAAAAAAGCUUUCUCCAAAGCUUUCUUUCAAAAAAGGCAUUUCCUUUGCCUCAUUAACUUUUCACAUGUCUUUACAAAGCAUUUAAUUCUUCCUAAAGACUUCAGACCAGUGGUUUUCAGAGUGUGUGGUGGGCCAGCCCAGAGGGCUUCAGAGGGUUGUCAACAUCGGUUCGUCCUUUAAAUUAGAGAAAACAUUUUGCUAAAAUCUAGUGAUUAUUUCAAUAAAAUACAUUUGAGACAAAUCAUUUCUUCCACACUCUGAAAACCUCCAUGUCUGUGGUUCUGACUUCAGUGAAUAUAUAACAUGUGUUAAUGUCCUUGUACCCACUGGUGAAUAAGACUUUUUGUUUUCAACUUUUUAUCCCAGUCCGGGUCUCAGGGACAGCAGUCUAAGCAGGGAUGCCCAGACUUUCCUCUCUCCAGACACUUCCUCCAGCUCUUCCAGGAGGAUCCCGAGGUGUUCCCAGGCCAGCUGAGAGACAUAGUCUCUCCAGCGUGUCUUGGUCUUCCCCAGGGGCUCCACCCAGAGGGACAGAACCGGAACACCUCCCCAGGGAGGCGUCCAAGAGGCAUCUGAAACAGGAGCCCGAGCCACCUCACCUGGCAGAAACAGCCUGAUUCACCAGGAUAUGGCCUUCCCCUCUGUUGUGGUUAAGCCAUUAACCACAUUCUGGUUUCUGGUUUUCUGGCCUCCUCAAACUCAUCCCAGACCCACGUUUUUACCUCCAGAACUGCGAGGGCUGCAGCCUGCCUGGCCUGCUGGUCCCCGCCAGCUGCUUCAGGAGUCCCAUGAGUCAACUAGACUCGACAGGACUCCUUCAGCUUUCUGGCAUCCCUUAUUUCCUGUGUUCACAAUUCGGGGGCUGCCACCGUGGCAGACACCAGAGACCUUGCAACCACGUAGCUUCUGAACUGCUCUUUGCCUGGCCCAUCACUCAGGACCUGAGAAGAAUCCGAGGUUUUUUUUUUUUCUUAAAAAGGCAAGAAAUAAAUCCUGAGCAGAAAGUUAUGGUAUGAAAAAGUGGAAAAAUUUGAGGUAGUGCCGAUGAGUGGAUCAGACCAUCUGUGGUCCGAGGAAGGAAAACAAUAAACCAGCAAUGAGGCCACGGGCUGAUAAAGCUGCUUAAUGCACGUUGGGGGUGAAGACUGCAGACAAGCUACAGUAGCAAAAUCAUCUACCGUACAUUUUUCAACUGAAUUAGAAAAUACCUUACAAUAGUAGCCUGGUGUUAAGGUGGCUGCUGUGUCACCAACUUGUUACACAGACGGUUUGGAAUGUAUGUGAAAUGCAGAGUAAAUAAUGGAUUCUCUCAAACUAUAUUUCCCCUUUCCACAAUGUUAAUAAAUGUGUUU